AUUCUUUUGUACCCCUAAAAUAGGUCGUCUACAAAUAUUAUGACUUGAUAGGAUAACAUAUAUAUUAUAAUUGAACAUAUACGAGUCGUAAAUAACUAGCAUAAAGAAAUAAAUAUUUAGAAAAGGUCAAACGUUCGAGAUGUGACUGGUCCAUUGCAUCUGAAAAGCAAUUCGCACAAAUGUUUUGUAACAACAGCACGAAACCAUACGGUCAGAGAAGACUGAAAGGGGGACAAGAGACGACAAGCUGAGCAUUCCUCUGGGUCACCGACAACAAUCAUUUAAUAUCUGGAUGGAUCGAGAGUUCCGCGGGUGUGUUUAUCGGCAAUGCUGCAUAAUCUUAUUUGUAAAAUGCCCCGUCAUCCCAUGUUUGGCCGUUACCUGAGCACAGUGGGCUUUCCACCAGCUCAGAUUGUUUACAACCACUGGAGACACUGGUAUCAGCCUAGUCAUUUAUGGUGGACUCAACCACCUCACUGGCAGCAUCCCUCUUCCUCCUUCAGCACUGUAAGACACCUCUCCAACAGGCCCCCGAGACCUCCGGAUCCGUACAACUGGAGUUCCUGGGGACGAUCUGAAGUAUUGCCACACAUUCAACCCAGACAAGGCGUUCACUUUUCUGCAUUUCUGAUGGACCGCUCUGAUCGGGAGCCACCUCCAAAGAGGAGGAAGAGCGCUGAUGGGAGGCCGGGAGGGGAAAGAUCUCAACGCUCGCCCGAAUGUAUACCUCCAAAUGGCAGCAGGAGUCCAAAGGGAAGUCCUGAAUGGCUACAAAGUGUAACCGGUGGUACAGUGCCUCCUGGGAAAUUUCCUUCGAGCCCAGAGAGGACUGCAGCCAGACCAGAGUUGAAGAGACAAUGGGAGGAUCUUUCUCAACUUUGUAAUGCUGCAUCUGCGAAAGAAGGGAAACAAAAAUUGCCAUUUGAUUUUUCUGUGAUGUCCUACAAUAUCCUCUCGCAAGACCUGCUCUGUGAUAACACGUACCUUUACAGACAUUGUAAUCCUCCCGUUCUGGACUGGCAUCAUAGGUUUUCAAACAUCAUCAAAGAGCUGGAACAACACAGUGCUGAUAUAAUGUGCCUGCAGGAGGUGCAAGAGGACCACUAUCAACAACAAAUCAAACCCUCGCUAGAAUCUUUAGGCUACCAUUGUGAAUACAAGCGGAGAACGGGACUUAAGCCUGACGGAUGUGCUGUGGUCUUCAAACGUGAGCGCUUCUCUUUGGUCUCCUGUCAUCCUGUGGAGUAUUUCCGGCGUGGCAUCCCUCUCCUGGACCGUGAUAACGUGGGCCUGAUUGUUCUGCUGCGGCCCGUUGACCCUCAUAGCUCUCUCACCAACGUCUGUGUGGCCAACACACAUUUACUGUACAACCCUAGGCGUGGGGACAUUAAACUGGCCCAGUUGGCUAUGCUGCUGGCAGAGAUAACCCGGGUGGCCCAGUUAGCAGACAGCAGCGUCUGUCCUGUGCUGCUCUGUGGGGAUUUUAACUCCAUUCCCUGGUCUCCCCUGUAUCGCUUUAUAAGGGACAGCAGACUGGACUAUGAUGGCAUAACUAUUGGGAAGGUGUCAGGACAGGAGGAGAACCCAAGAGGACAGCGUGUUCUAACUGUGCCAAUUUGGCCCAAAUCUCUGGGCAUCUCUCAGCAGUGCCAGUACGAAAGCCAAACAACAGAUUCUGAUUCAAAGGAUUUGGAGCAAACAGAACUGGAUGGUUUCACUGAGCCCAGCAUAGAGCACGGUUUAAAGCUGACCUCUGCGUACUCCCACUAUCUUAAAGAGAGCGGUCAGUCUGAGAUCACCACAUGUCACUCUCGUACAGCCAUCACCGUCGAUUACAUCUUCUACUCCGCAGCUCAGGGAGAUGUGAUGGCUCAAGCAGAAUGCAGUGUGCCACCAGAGAAGGGUCUGCAGCUGCUGGGCAGGUUAGCUCUGGUGGGGAAAGAUGAACUUAAUGAGGUUAAUGGCCUUCCCAACCAGAAUAACUCCUCUGACCACCUGCCGCUUUUGACACGCUUCCGUCUAAACCCUUGAGCUGAUGGCUGACGGAAUAAAAAGUGUUUGCGAUGAUCCUACAGCCUUUAAAUCCUUUUGUGGCCAGAAGAUAAAUUGUUUAACAAACUCACAGUACAAUGUAAACCUUUUUUUUUCACACCAGCAAAGGAAUGAUUCACAGAUUCUCUUAAAGGAAUAGUUCACUUAAAAAUGAAAAUUCGGUCAUCAUUUACUCACCCUCAAGUUGUUUCAAACCAGUAUGAAUGUCUGUUUUCUGGUGAACACAAAAAAGUACCAAACAGUUGAUUAACUUUUUAACUUCCAUGGUUUUUUUUCCCCCUCAUACUAUCGAAGUCAAUGGGGUCCAUCAACUGUUACCGACAUUUUUUAAAUAUCUUCCUUUGUGUUCAACAGAGGAAAGAAAUUUUAGUUUCUUUUUUUUAAAGUUUUUUAGAAAACUUUAGUGAGAGUAAAUGAUGACAGAAUUUUCAUACCUGAUACCUGAUUUUUCAGUUGAUUAUGGGGGCAUUCAUACUAUACCCAAUACAUUGGGGAUGUUUUAUUGUGAAUUUUGGCAGCUUUGAUACUAAGCAAGCCAUUUCAUGAAGAUGUUAAUAUUUUUUUAUUUUCAAGGUUUUACAAGCUAUCUGUUUCAGACCUGCAUCAUAUUAAAGAUUAUAAUAAAAAAGAAUUUUAUCUUAAAGCUGUUGAACUUA
Molecule: messenger RNA, 2708 nt
Organism: Pimephales promelas (fathead minnow)
Lineage: Eukaryota; Metazoa; Chordata; Actinopteri; Cypriniformes; Leuciscidae
Gene: angel2
Product: angel homolog 2 (Drosophila)
Biological process (GO): 3'-UTR-mediated mRNA stabilization
Molecular function (GO): 3'-5'-RNA exonuclease activity; mRNA 3'-UTR binding
Source: RefSeq, a predicted model, not a curated record